AUGAAGAAGCCAAAACGCCACUCGCCGACGGCCAACGCUGACCGGCGAGUGGACCCUGAUUCCGGUGAGUUUGUCGCCAAGAUGAAGAACGGUCGCCAGAGAAGGCUUAAAAUCAGGCAAAUGAAGAUCCGCAUCAGGAAUGGCACCGCCGGCGUCUCUCCGCCUCCGGCCGAGGACCUGGAGGGAGGGAGCAGAGAGAUUCAUGAGCACGUGGAGAUAUCUUUGUCUUUGGCGGCGGCGUCGUCGUCCUCAGAGGAGGAGGAGCGGUCAUCGUCGGAGCGAAACGACGGUGUUUUGUCGUACGGGUCCACGUCUGUGAUUGGGAGCAGGAAGGAGAUGGAGGACGCGGUGAGUGCGGAGAUAGGGUUUGCUGCGAAGGAAAGAGGGAAGUACGACUUCUUCGCGGUGUACGACGGCCACGGCGGAGCGCAGGUGGCGGAGGCGUGUCGCGAGCGGUUGCACCGGCUGGUUGCGGAGGAGGUUGAGAGGAGUGAGAGUCACGUGGAAUGGGACUGGCAGGGAGUUAUGGAAGGGUGUUUCCGUAAAAUGGACAGCGAAGUCGCUGGUAAUGCGGCCGUCAGGACGGUGGGUUCCACGGCGGUUGUAGCUGUGAUCGCGGCGGAGGAGCUUGUGGUCGCUAAUUGCGGUGAUUGUAGAGCUGUGUUGGGAAGAGGAGGUGAGGCCGUGGACUUGUCUAGUGAUCAUAAGCCCGAUAGACCGGACGAGUUGAUGCGAAUCGAAGAGGCUGGUGGAAGAGUAAUUAACUGGAACGGCCAGCGCGUGCUUGGUGUUCUUGCUACUUCAAGAUCCAUAGGAGAUGAGUACCUUCGACCUUAUGUAAUAUCGGAACCAGAAGUGACAGUGACGAAGCGAAGCAACAAGGAUGAAUUUGUGAUACUAGCAAGUGAUGGAUUGUGGGAUGUUAUGUCGAGUGAAGUUGCGUGCCAAGUUGUAAGGAAAUGCCUGAAUGGACAGAUUAGGAGAAUGUGCAAUGGAGUUGGGAAGCAUGAAAACCGUGCCGCGGAGGCUGCAAGCCUCUUAGCUGAGAUUGCAUUGGCAAAGGGAAGUAGAGAUAACACCAGUGUCAUUGUAGUUGAGCUAAGAGGAACAGUAACAUAACAUCUCAGUGUGUGCAAAAACAUGUACUUUCUUCUCUUAUUCUUGCCUUCUACUUUUGGACUCAUAUCCACCCAGGUCCUGCAUCCUCAAUGCCACGAGAGAUUUCUACCACAUAAUUACGAGUACUUGGUUCACAACGUUAGUGUUUUUUCUUUUAAUAAUGGCCUCUUAUUAACUCUUGAAAUA
Molecule: messenger RNA, 1305 nt
Organism: Vigna unguiculata (cowpea)
Lineage: Eukaryota; Viridiplantae; Streptophyta; Magnoliopsida; Fabales; Fabaceae
Product: protein phosphatase 2C 51-like
Biological process (GO): protein dephosphorylation
Molecular function (GO): cation binding; protein serine/threonine phosphatase activity
Source: RefSeq, a predicted model, not a curated record